AUGGCUUCCCAAUGGGACUUUGAUGCCAAAUUGAAGGGAGCGCUACCUGCCGACUUCAACUUCGGCUAUGCCACCGCCGCUCCCCAGAUCGAGGGCGCUUGGGACCGAGACGGCAAGGGUAUUUCCAUCUGGGAUACCUUUGCCCAUACCCCUGGCAAAGUGGCUGACGGUAGCAGCGGUGAUGACGCCGUGAGGUCCUAUGAUUUGUACAAGCAGGACGUGGCACGAAUGAAGGAUUAUGGCGUUACGGCAUACCGGUUUUCGUUAUCAUGGAGUCGUAUUAUUCCCCUUGGUGGCAAGGACGAUCCCGUCAAUGACUCGGGAAUCGCCUACUACAACCGCCUAAUCGACGAACUUCUCGCCAAUGGCAUCACUCCUUUCGUCACGUUGUUCCACUGGGACACUCCCCAGGCACUCGAGGAUCGGUACGGCAGCUUUCUGAACAAGGAGAGGCUUACCCCUGAUUUCGUCCGUUACGCCCGCGUGUGCUUCGAAAGCUUCGGCGACCGUGUCAAGAACUGGAUCACAUUCAAUGAGCCCGGAGUGUUUAGUCUUGCCGGGUACGCCGCCGGAGUCCACGCCCCAGCACGGUCCAGCUUCCGAGAGCGAAACGAUGUGGGAGACUCGAGCACCGAGCCCUUUACCGUUGGGCACACCGAGUUAAUAGCCCAUGCUUACACUUGCGACAUGUACAAGAAGGAGUUCCAGCCGACGCAAAAGGGAAGCAUCAUGAUCACACUGCACGGGAAUUGGUCGGAGCCGUGGGACGAAGACGACCCCAAGGACGUCGAAGCCGCCCAGCGUGCCCGCGAGUUCGAGAUUGGUUGGUUCGGCGACCCAUUGUACUUGACCGGCGACUACCCGGCGUCAAUGCGAGCCCAGCUCGGCGAUCGUCUGCCUCGGUUCACUCCCGAGGAGAGCAAGCUCGUCCUCGGCAGCUCUGAGCGAUACGGCAUGAAUUCCUACUCGGCCUUCUAUAUACGACACAAGGACACCCCGCCAGAACUCACCGAUCACCUCGGCAACGUCGAAAAGCUUGACGUGAACUCGAAGGGCGUGAGUCGAGGUCCCAAGAGUGAUACAUACUGGCUGCGCACCACGCCUUGGGGCUGGGGGAAGACGUUACGCUGGGUCUGGAACCGCUACCAGACGCCCAUCUUUAUCACAGAGAACGGCACGACUGCGCAGGGGGAGAAUGACUGGAAACCCGCAGGCCCAGAUGACGUCUUGGAGGACCCCUUCCGUAUCGACUUCUACAAGGGAUACCUCACAGAGAUUGCGACGGCUACGCAGGAGGGUGCCAUCAUCAAGAGCUACUUUGGCUGGACGUUCACCGACAACUGGGAGUGGGCGGCAGGGUUCGAUGAUCGAUUCGGAGUUACAUGGGUUGACUUUAAGGACCCCGAGAGAAGGAGGUGGCCGAAACGGUCGGCAUAUUUUGUGAGGGACUACUUUCGACACCUUAUCAAGGAGGUUUAG
This is a messenger RNA of Ilyonectria robusta, 1479 nucleotides long. RefSeq names its product glycoside hydrolase superfamily. The record is from RefSeq and is a predicted model, not a curated record. The coding region runs from base 1 to 1479 and encodes 492 amino acids. The transcript has a single exon. Gene Ontology annotation, biological process: carbohydrate metabolic process. Gene Ontology annotation, molecular function: beta-glucosidase activity. NCBI's taxonomy places the organism in Eukaryota, Fungi, Ascomycota, Sordariomycetes, Hypocreales, Nectriaceae.